AUGGACGACGACAUGGACUUUUUGGACCCCACAAAACUCGAGAUGUCAACUGAAAAUGCUGGGGGAGACUUUGACGACCUAUUCGCUCGAGCCACAACCUCCUGUCCGAAUGGCGCCUCAGGGCCUUCGAAGCCAUACCAAGAUCAAAACCCCAUGAGGCAAGUGUCGACUCUUGCCGCGGACUCGCCAGCCGAAUCGCCAGAUGAUUCAGGUCGCAGUUCUUCCUCCGAAUCGCCACGGAACCACCUGCGACAAACAUCGAUCGCUUCGACAACCUCUGCAGCACAUAGUGAGAAUCCCUUAGCUUCUAUUAGUUAUCCGUCGGAGGACUGGAUGCACCCGGAAUUAUCGUCAGUCAAGGAGGAAUCGCCGUUCAACAUUGAUCCGUCUUUUCAGAUGGACGGUAGUUUCUCUAUGGAUCCUGAUCUGGAGGUCAGCAAUAAGGCAAUGGAUGCAGCCUUUGAUUUUGAAAGUGCAGCAAGUAGCCCUAGUCCAUUGAAGACGGACAAUGGGUCACGGCCCAGACCCCCGAAGCGCUCGAAAUCUCAGCUCUGGAGUCCGUCGAGCAAUAACACUGGGCUGGAAUCAGUUGAUGCGGUGCCUUCGGUUGGUCAUUUGAACCGCGUUCUUGUUUUUCGCGUUGCUAACAAAUCACAGGUCCAUGCUCCCGGAUCUCCGUUUUUCGCUUUUGGACUCAACGGACAAUCGCCAUACUCGACUGCAAUGCCUCAAGAUAUGGAUAGAGCCGCUCCGCAAUGGGGCGGACAGUCUCCUUCGUCGUUUCUAGAAGAAAGUUUCGGUGGCAUAAACAUGAAUCGCCAAUCACCUCUCCACGCCUCCCUAUCACCAGCUAUGAACUUCGGCUCGCCGGCAUCGUAUCAAUUUCCUGUCAACUUCGCCUCCUCCCCGGCUCAACCUCAAUUGAACGCGCGUUCUCCACGACCUGUUCUUACUGUGCAUCCAACUUCCCUCAAAUCUCGCGUUGAGACUCAAAUUCCGAUCCGAUUGACCCUCUCCCCGCUACCGACGGGCGUCAAGAAACUCCGUCUUCCCUCACACACCAUCUCAAAACUCAAAUUCCUUGCUCCUCCUGCCACCGAACCUACUCGCGAUACCCUUCAAUUGUACACAAGUCUGGUCUGCACAAGCGCCAUGCAAGACAGAGAAAAAAUCAAGCGGGCAUUUGCACGGACAAGAGGUGAUCACUAUCAAGCAAUUUCGGAUGACGAACGUCCGUUGGACGGAGGUGAUGUGAAGAUAUGUAGCGGGUGCAUACAGCGAGAACGGAAACGUGCGUCACGGAAGAAGCAGAGGAAGCCCGAGGAAGACGAAUUGUUUCAAAAGGAUGAAGAGAAGCGUGUCAUCGUCUUCAAUACCAGCGAGAUCAAGGAAUGGACCGAACCAGCAAAGAACUCCAGCGGUGGCUAUGGGGAUAGAUUAUCGGUCCCACCAGGAUCAAUGCAAGUGGAACUGCCGAUGCGGAUUGCAUGCUAUUGCCGACACCAAAAUGAGAAGCUCGGUUUCCAGGUCAUCUUCACUGUGAAAGAUCACUUGGACAAUGUAGUGGCGCAGGCAAUCACAAAUUCGAUUAUGAUAACCGAUGACCACAAGACGCAGGCUCCAUCCGCGCCUGUACCGACUGGCCCUUCGCCAUCCCUUGCAGAUGGGACACAAGUACCGGGAGUUGGAGUGUUUCCCUCGGGCCAAACCCCCGAGAACGGGCAAAAUUCUCUCGGUGCACCUCAUUCGCCAACUGAUCUGCAGGGUCUUCAACAAAGGUUCAAUUCACAAUAUCAGCUUACUCCCAGUUCAUUUGCGGCACCGGGCUCAACAAAUGGAGGGCACAUGCCUCAGACGUCCAGGAGCCUGUCCCGAGGAGCAUCCCCAUCUGAUUUCCAAGGGCCACAGAGUAAACGACGCAAACAUAGCAGCUCCGGAAGGCUUCCAUCGGAACUGACGAUGACACGGCUCGAGACACCUCAGUCAUCGGCAGCAGCCUUGAACAACGAUCCGCAACUUGCGACUACUCGUGGAUUCACUUCACCAAGUGAACGGCCAUUCGUGAACCCAUCCGCCAUGUCAGGUCAAUAUGGAAAUAGCCCGCCCACUCCCAACCAGACCAAUGAUAACAAUCCAUUCUUCAACCCAACUCCUGCCCAGCGACAAAGUUUAGAUACCCUAGCCGGGGGGGCAGUGGCCUCAACGUCCAACUCCACCCAUCCCAGUCGUCCAGGAACACCAGGUGGCUCGAAUCGUAACUGCUUUCAUGAUUCAAAUCUUCCCAUGGGACUUGGUUCGAAUUCCUCAAGCCAGGUCUGGCCUCCUCUCAACAAUGCUCCCAAUCGAUUGCCAUCAGUGAUACACAAGUUGGUACCUGCCGAGGGGUCCAUCACAGGGGGUACUGAGGUUACGUUGUUGGGCAGCGGGUUUUAUCCAGGCAUGGAGGUUGUUUUCGGUGACACCUUGGCUACUACAACCACAUUCUGGGGUGACAAGUGUCUCAACUGCCUCACCCCUCCCGCUCUUCAACCAGGAUUGGUGUCUGUAGUGUUCAAACACGAGCACCCCACAUUUGGCCAAGUCCAGCAGUCUCAACCCCUUAUGCCCAAACAACAGCUGUUCUUCCGCUAUGUUGAUGAUCGCGAGCUUCAGAUGUAUCGCCUAGCAUUGAACAUUCUCGGUCAGAAAUUGGGCAGCCAAGCGGAUGCAUUCCACACAGCGCAACAGAUCAUGGGAAGCGAUCCAAACGCGUUUUUCAACAUGCAGGCAGACAUGCAAGGCAACUCCUCUGGGGGUCAGCAACGCCAAGUACCGGGUCUUGAGAAUCACGGCAAACUUGGCGAUCUCGACUCCAAGAUGCUAACGUACUUGGAAUUCAUCGACUUGGAUAACAGUCCCAGGCCUCCGCGAUAUAACUCUCGCAGCACGACCGGCCAGAGUCUUCUUCACUUUGCGGCGUCGUUGGGACUGACGAGAUUCGUUGCCGGGCUUUUGGCUCGAGGUGCAAACCCCGACGUGCAAGACAACACGGGCAAUGCGCCAAUGCAUCUAGCCGCCCUCAAUGGCCAUGCUCACAUUGUCCACCGGUUGCGUCUGACGGGUGCCAAUCCCAACACUCGUAGUGUACGGGGUUUCACUGCCGCGGACCUAGCUACAACGCUCCCAGCGCACCAAGCCGCAUUGCUUCCGUCUCACAACUACCGGUCUCGCAGUGUUGGAUCCAUCACGUCUCGCCGCCGGCAAGGUAGCUCGGCCUCGCUCAACUCGAUGUGGGAGGUUUCUUCCGCCUCUGGAUCUCUUGGCCAUGCUGUUGAUGAUUCAGAGGAUCUGGACGAUGAGGACGAAACUACUGAUGAUUCCGACUCGGAGCCUCUUCACUUUAGCUCUUCUCGUCGGUCUAGUAUGCAUCAAGACGUCAGUCCGCCAAGCAUGGACAACAGCGAACAAACAAUCGCACCCAGAGACGCUCAAGGUUUCGCCCCGCCAGCACCUCUUGUCGCGUGGCGUGACCAGCUAGCUCUUCAAAUCAAUCAAUUCCAGCAGAGCGUGGCUAACGCCUUCCCCAAUCUCCCCAAUCUCCCGGCUCUCCCUCCGAUGCCUCCGAUGCCUGCAAUGCCUGCAAUGCCCGCAAUGCCCGCAAUGCCUGCGAUACCCACGAUACCCGCCUUCCAGGACUACCAAGGCCAAGGAAUGAUGCGCCGUAUAACCAAGCUUGUCCCUAACCGACCUGCUGCUCGGGAUGGCUGGUGGGAUUACCUGAAGGGCACUUCCGCGCCCAACCCCAACCAACCACCUUCAUAUGAUGAACUGUUUCCGCACCCCGAAUCCACCGAUGAUUCCGACAUGAAGAAGUCCAGUCUGCUCCGUGCCGCAACAGAGGCAGCUAUCGACCAACAUUUCGAAGCCCAGAGCAGUGCUGCUGCUGCUGCCGCUGCCGCCGCCGCCUCGGCAUCGGCUUCCGCUUCAGCUUCCCUCGCACUAUUCGAGAAGGACGAUAUCAAAGACAUCACAAUUGGGCGCAAUGCCAUCUCGCGUGAGCAACAAAAGCAUCUCCGAGAGCAACAGGCUCGACGAAUGAAGGGUCUAGGCAGCGACCGAAACCUGUACUUCAUUUGGAUUCCCCUUCUUAUUCUUGUUAUCUGCGCCUGGGGUCGAAAUUAUGUUCCCGGGAUUUGGCAAGGCGUCACGAACAGCUUUGAAUUCGUGAAGGCUCGCUACACACAGCCGGCUGUGGAACUGGGCAUUUAG
This is a messenger RNA of Penicillium digitatum Pd1, 4248 nucleotides long. Lineage: Eukaryota; Fungi; Ascomycota; Eurotiomycetes; Eurotiales; Aspergillaceae. The record is from RefSeq and is a predicted model, not a curated record.